AUGGGUGCAAGGAAAAAGCAUACAAAUGUGGUCCUCUUUGGGCAGGGAGGGGCAGGCAAAAGCUCACUCGUCAAUCUCAUAGCUGGAAAGGACGUAGCAGAGACAUCCAGUGACGUGAAACACUGCACGCUGCAGUGGCAAUCAUAUUCCGCCGAAUUCGAUGGCGAUUCUUAUAAUGUGUUCGACACUAUUGGACUCGAGGAACCGCAGCUGGGAAUCCCACAGUACCUCGAUGCUAUCGAGAAUGCCUACAAACUCAUCCAGCAUUUGGAGAGCCAAGGCGGCAUUGAUCUACUUCUAUUCUGCAUGCGCGCAGGCAGACUCACUGCUACGCUUCAAAGCAAUUUCCGGCUCUUUAACGAAUUCCUCUGUGAAAAGAAGGUUCCCGUCGUUAUAGCGAUCACGUACCUCGAAAACGAACUUGGGGAAAUGGAUGCCUGGUGGGAGAGAAACAAAGCAACUUUCCGUCACCAGGAGUUCUAUGUUGCUGGUCACGCGUGCAUCACCGCCAUCAAAGGCAGUCGUCCAGAUCGGCAUGAGCAAUCGCGCACCACGAUUCGCAAAGUUGUCAAGGAGCUCACUGCUGACGGGCAAAAUCAAGCAUGGAAAGGAGGAGACAACCUGUUCGUGUCGUUCGUGCAAAAGCUGAAGGAGCUACUUUUAGGGAAUUCGCGUCCGAAAAAGAUUAUCCCUCGCCUCAUCAAGAGGUGCGGUUUGUCUGCGGACGUCGCAAAGCAAUUGGCUGAUAGGAUUAAGAAAGACGUGGUAGACGGAACGGCCUGA
This is a messenger RNA of Suillus subalutaceus, 783 nucleotides long. RefSeq names its product P-loop containing nucleoside triphosphate hydrolase protein. The coding region runs from base 1 to 783 and encodes 260 amino acids. The transcript is spliced from 2 exons. Gene Ontology annotation, molecular function: GTP binding. The record is from RefSeq and is a predicted model, not a curated record. NCBI's taxonomy places the organism in Eukaryota, Fungi, Basidiomycota, Agaricomycetes, Boletales, Suillaceae.